This is a messenger RNA of Monoraphidium neglectum, 218 nucleotides long. RefSeq lists its product as hypothetical. The annotation marks the transcript as partial. Lineage: Eukaryota; Viridiplantae; Chlorophyta; Chlorophyceae; Sphaeropleales; Selenastraceae. The record is from RefSeq and is a predicted model, not a curated record. The transcript has a single exon.
AUGGGCCCCUUGAUUGAGGCCGUGGCGGCGCCGAGGCCCCCUGCAGAGCGCCUGGUCACCGGUGAAGGUGACCCCCUGUGGUGCGAGGAGCAGCGCAGACAGCCCAGCACCAGCAGCAGCGGCGAGGCGUCCCCCAGGACCGCGCACGACCGCAGCGGCCAGCACUCUGCUGCGGGCGGCGGCGGCAACGCCGCCGCUGUGAAGAAACGGCGCAUCAG